AUGACAAUCAACAAUAUAAACCUGACAACAACUGCGCCUACAUCCCUGCAGGAGAACUGGGGAGGUCCCACACGGGGCGCCCACGGCCAAAGUGUGAGUUUUGCUGAGAACCAGAGGCAACGGGCACUCAUCUCCGCCAGAGGCCAGUCAGCCUGUCACGAGCUGAGAACUGGACCCCCGGGCCCCAGGUCCCUAAAAACCACCCAGCACCAGGCAAAGGCCCCCCUGAACAGGUCCAAGCCAUCCCGGACCACCACCCCAAGAAUUUGUCAACAACCACACCAGAACAUCCAGCCAUGCACCUCAGAGCCAAAAAGUACCCAAAUCGCAGGGAGGGGCAGCAGUGUCAAGCGGGCAGCGCAGGAGAAGUGGGGAGGCCCCAAACGGCGCACCCAGAGCCAAAGUAUGAGAGUUGCUGAGAACCAGAGACAACGGGCACUCAUCUCCGCCAGAGGUCAGUUAGCCUAUCACGAGCUGAGGACCGGGCCCCCGGGCUCAAGAUCCCUAAAAACCACCCAACACCAGGCAAAGGACCCAUUGAACAAGUCCAAGCCAUCCCGGACCACCACCCCCAAUAGAGCAGGUCAACGACCACACCAGAACAUCCGGCCAUGCACCUCAGAGCCAAAAAGUACCCGCAUCCCAGGGAGGGGCAGGAGUGUCCAGCGGGCAGUGAGUGGCCCAGUGGAUGAACGCGAUGAUGACAAGGAGAGAAAACCAGGAGAUAAAUUUUAUGAAUCAGCCAAAACUGAUGACAACGAAACAACAGAUGGUUACACGAGUGGAAACAAGAAGAAGCCAAGUCAGACAGAAACUGAGGUACUGCUUGAAAGACUUCAACUUCAAGAUAAAUUUCAGCAGAAGUUGUCACCAGCAGAUUUUCUUCAAAUACGUCCACCUGGGAAACAGAUGGACCAUGUAACAUCUGAAAAAGAUGUAGCUCACACUUUUCUCCAUAAGCUGAUAAUGUUGGACUACGGGGCCAGAUAUAUUCCUGUAAGACCAGACAGUCCUGAGGUGACCACAGAGUCUGACAACACUGAGACAGAUUACAGUGAUCUGGAGGAUUUCUUGAAAACCACUGCAGACACAAAUGAGAAAGAGAAGGCUUGUGUGCAUCCAAUGGACGUUCAGAUGGCAGUAUUUCACUGUUCAGACAGCUUCCUGAAACAGAUGAUGAUUACAAAGCUCUCUCAGUGUCAGUAUGCCUUACCUUUGCUUGUUCCUGACCCAGUUACAAAGGAGAUUCAGUUUCCUCUGUGGACUUUCAGAGAAAUAACAAAAUCCUGGAAGGUAACUCAAAUUAAAGACAACUCAAAGAUCAUCACCAUGAAGAGUGUUCCAGUCUACAAAGCUGAAACACCCUUGGUGUCAUUUUUCCGCCUGGGUUCUUUGUCAGUGUCUAAAUCUCAGCUGAUGAACACUUUGAUCAACAACCGUCACGACACCUUCUUCCACAGAAACUGCCCAGGAAGCACCAAGUCUCGCUAUUUGAUGGAUGGUGUGGCAGAGAUUGCCUGGUACUGCCCUGCUGGAAAACCCAAUGAUACCUUCAAUGACUGCAUUGCCUUUUGUAAUCUCCAUGGUGAUGCUCUAUCACAUAAAAAACAAUGUGACAUACUGAUUGAAAAAUCUUCAAUCAAUGUUUUUCUUUUGGCAUCUCUGCAAAGCAAUGAAGGAAGUCGAUCACUCAUAUCAUCUCUUUUUCAGUCUCAGAAGCCUCUCAUUUGUCUCAUUGUUAAUGACAGUCGUGAUGCUGUUAAGAUAAAAAAUGGAAAUUACAUAAUGGGUCUUAAAGACAAAAACCACUCAGAUGUAUGUGAAGACCUGAAAAGGAUCAUCAGAGAAGUUUUGUCUUCCCUUGAUGGUCCCAUCUUGAAACCAUCCUUCCAGCUUGAAACCAUGGCUGAGCUCUCUGGAAUCAGAGUGGAUGAAACUGACCCAGCCUGUCAAAAAGGGAAAUCUGCUGCUAUGGAAAUAAUCAAUCUGCUUAAAAAGGAUAACAUGGAUGUCUCAAAGAUAAAAUAUGAUUUUCUCCCGUGUCAAGGCCAACUGUGGCAUCAGUGGAGCAAAAUACACAGAGAAAUGUUUCAUCUCAGAGGAAACAUUGAAAAGGAGAAAAGCAGAAAGGAACAAAAACUGAUGAAAAUACGUCAGAAACAAUGUGCUGCUUCCUGCAGUAAACUGAUGCAGUUGUUUACUGGAAGUCUCUCAUUAAUGAGACAAAAACAAACAGACAGAGAGUAUUUCCUAAAAUGGACUCAGACCUUCAUAGAUGAGCUCUCCAUAGAUGAUGUUUCUUCAAUUCUCAAAAGUUAUGAUGAAAAGUGGUCUGAGGUCUUGGCUUUGAAGAACAAACAUGACAAAUCAGAUCUGUUAUUAAGAAAACAAACUGAACUUGAAGACAUAUCGAAGAAACUUCAGUCUGCAACUUUUGGUUUGGAGCACAUCUUCAGAGAAAUGGGACAGAUCUAUGAAGCCCAUAAAACAACACAAAGAGAGAGCAGACACACUGACUGGUCUAAAUACCCUGAGCUGGCUGCACAGCUGAUGAUAUCAGGACACCCGAUGGAGCUGAUGGAUGGUGAUGCAGGUCAUGUGCCUUUAACAUGGAUCUCCAGUCUUUUAGAAGAAGUCAUCAACAAACUGGGGGACCAGAGAGUUUUUGUGUUGUCAGUUUUGGGCCUACAAAGCAGUGGAAAAUCAACAAUGCUGAACACCAUGUUUGGGCUGCAGUUUGCAGUGAGUGCUGGCAGGUGCACCAAAGGUGCCUUCAUGCAGCUGCUCAAAGUAUCAGAGGAGAUGAAGAAAGACUUGAAGUUUGACUAUGUUCUAGUGGUGGACACUGAAGGACUGCGUGCUCUUGAGGUAGAAGGUAACAACACUCUUCAUCAUGACAAUGAACUGGCAACAUUUGUUGUUGGUCUGGGAAACCUGACACUGAUCAACAUCUUUGGAGAGAAUCCAUCUGAUAUGCAGGACAUCCUGCAGAUUGUUGUUCAGGAUUUCAUGAGGAUGAAGGAAGUUAAACUUUUUCCCAGUUGUGUGUUUGUUCACCAGAAUGUCACAGAUGUUGCAGCAGCAGAGAAAAACAUGGAUGGAAAGAGACGCCUGCAGGAAAAACUGGACCAGAUGGCCAAACUAGCAGCCGAAGAGGAAGUUUGUUAUGCAGAGCGCUUCAGUGAUGUCAUUAAAUUUGAUGUUCAAAAAGAUGUGAAAUACUGUGCCCAGCUGUGGGAGGGCAGUCCACCCAUGGCUCCUCCAAAUCCAGGUUACAGUGAGAGCAUCCAGGAAGUGAAGAACACCAUCCUCUCUAAAGCUUCAAAGUCUGCUGGGAUCACUUUCUCACAGUUCAAAACCAAAAUUCAGGACCUGUGGACUGCACUGCUGAAUGAAAGUUUUAUUUUCAGUUUUAAAAACACACUUGACAUUUCAGUUUUCCAAAAACUGGAAGUCCAGUAUGGGAGCUGGACCUGGACCCUGAGGAGCAUCAUGCUGACCAUCGAAAACCAACUUCAUAACAGAAUUGAAAAUGGAAAAGUUGAUGAGGUUGAAAAAUCUUAUCUUUUCAGAGAAACAAGCAAAACAUAUGAAGAAGUCAGAAAAGAAAUGACAAAGUACUUUGAGGAUGACAAAGACAGAGAGAUCUUGGCUCAGUGGAGAGAACGAUUUGAAAUCAAAAUUAAAGAGUUUCAUGAUGAACAAGUGAACAGAGUGAAAAGAAAACUGGAUAGAGUUAUCCAGCAGAAGAAAGCUUGUAAAAAUCUGGAUGAGAAUAAAUCAGAGUUUGAGAACAAACUUCUGCAGAAGAGCAAAGAGCUCGCUCAUAAACUGAAGGAUAAGGCCAAAGAUGAAAAAGAGCUUCAGAGACAGUUCAACUCUGUUUGGAGCAGCUGGGUUACUGAAUUAACAGCAGGUAUAAAACCUGUUGAAGACAUCAACUUGGAACAAGAUCAGUUAACGAUCCUUCAAGAACUUGGUUUUGAGCCAGCUCUCAUAGAUGAAAGUAAAAGAAGUGGCAGAUACAAGAAAAUAUCAGAGGUUGGUAAUUAUUCAGGUUAUAUGAAGACAGGUGGUAAUCUGUUGGUUGACAGUUACAACAAAUAUAAAGCAAGAGGUGCUUUUUCCCAUGAAGAACAAGAACAGAUCAGAUCGCUCAUUGACCAAGCUGAAAAAGAGUCACGUGGUGCAAUCAAAAACAAACAUGUAGCUGCAACAGGCUACACGCAAACAUAUUUGCAAGAAAUGGCCAAUCAUGUGACAGAAAAAGUUCAGAAAUUUCUGUCAGAGAGGAAAUAUACUUUAAACAAGGAGUUUAAAGUUGAUCUCUUGCUCUACGUGUUCUACAGGGCAGAAAUUUGGCUUCUAGAGUCACACAAGAAAUUUAAAAUGAGCAAUGAUCCAAUCACCUAUUUAGAAAGCAAGAAAACACAGUUUUACACAGUUUUUAGAAGCCUUUGUAAAGAAAACUCAUCUGCUGUUGUACUUGGAGAACUGAUCUGUGAAAGGCUGAAAGUUUCCACUCUUGAGGCUGUCUGUAAUAAGACUGCCAUUGAUCUCGCUGGAAAGAUGAGGUGUAAUUUCCCAGCAUUCAAUGGGACCAGGCAGGACUUGGAGAAACAUGUGUUGAAGUCACUCGCUAAAAAAGAAGAAGGAAUGAAAGAAGAAAACUUUAAUGAUUUCAUCACAUAUAUCAUAAAUCCAAGGAGACAAACAGAAGCUUUCAUCAAAGCACAGGUUGAGAAGUACAUCUUCAGAGAUCAGAAAGAUGAAGCUGUGGAAAUACUCAAGAAAAAUGCUGAUGACAUCAAAACAACUGUAAGUCAGGCUUUAUUUACUGCAACACAAAAGGUCCAAAAUCAGAGAGGAGACACAGAUAUGUGGCUGAAGGAAUUUUCUAAUGCCCUAAAGGAUGAGCUGACAUUUGACAAGAUUUGUUCUGAAAACUUCAGUGACAUAAAAGAUUUUCACUUUCUCAAGGAAGAGAUAGAGAAAGGAUUUACGUCCAUUACUGAGAAGAUGAGCAGCCUCUCCCUGGAUAAGCUGAAUGAAUCCAGGCACAAGCCUGAAGAAAUCCUCAUAGAUCAGCUGUGUAACUGCUGCUGGGUAAAGUGUCCAUUCUGUGCAGCUGUUUGUACCAACACCAUGAAAGAUCACAGUCCUGAUGGCCACAGCACUCCUUUUCAUCGACCUGAUGGGAUAAAGGGAUGGCACCGUAGAGACACAGUAGAGUUCAGUGUCAACUUCUGCACAACAAAUGUUUCAAGUGAUCGCAGUUUUUGCCUUAAGGGUGAUUCAGAGAAAUACAUUCCCUACAAACAGUACAAAGCUGCUCAUCCACCGUAUGAUACCUGGAGAAUCACUCCUGAUGGGUCUAAACUGGCAUAUUGGAAAUGGUUUGUAUGUCAAUUUCAAACACAACUGGAAGAGCACUAUGGGUUAAAGUUCAUGGGCAGUGGAGCUAUUCCAGAUCAAUGGAAAAAAAUAACUAAAAAUGAAGCCAUUCAAAGUCUGGAUGAAAUGUUUUAA
Molecule: messenger RNA, 5529 nt
Organism: Pelmatolapia mariae (spotted tilapia)
Lineage: Eukaryota; Metazoa; Chordata; Actinopteri; Cichliformes; Cichlidae
Product: interferon-induced very large GTPase 1-like
Exons: 5
Coding region: 1-5529 (1842 amino acids)
Molecular function (GO): GTP binding
Source: RefSeq, a predicted model, not a curated record